CUUCUAUUGUUUAAUUGGUGGCUAUUAUGGAACCAUUUGUUUAAGAUCUUUUAAAGCGGAGCCCCUUGAGACGUGUGCAUUACAACUCCAGUAGACUGACGGAAACAAACGUUAUAAUCUUUGGAAAUUAUUCAUUGUUUUACCCAUAAACAGAGUUAAUCCACCAUGGUUUGCUGCACAGAGACGAUCUCGAAAAUCAUCGUCAUAGGACUGAACAUAGUGUUCAUGGUGCUUGGUAUCGCCAUCAUGAUACCAGGAAUCAUCAUGAUGACAAAUAUUGACUUCCUUGGCGACAACAUCAAACCCCUGUUAGAAAAUAUCUCCUUCAACGGAAUCAAUCUGGCUAGCAUCUCCAACAACCUACCAAUUAUAUUCAUUAUUGUGGGUGGCGUAAUAUUAAUCAUAGCAGCAUUGGGGGUGCUGGGAGCCUGCUGCAAAUUGAAGACUCUGCUUGUAAUAUACGCUAUCAUUGUGAUCAUAUUGGUUUUGGUCCAAAUCGUCGUACUAGCGUUCUUCUUCGUUCUGAGGUCAAUGUUGGAUGACACAAUAAAGAAGGAAUUCGUGAGUCAGCUGACGAGCGGUUAUAAAGUAGAUGACCUUGACAAAGGCGAUGAAGUCUCCUCAGCAUUUAACUACAUGUUCAUGUCGAUGGAGUGCUGUGGCAUGAAUGCCGUGACGUCAUCAACGAAUGAUUUUGACACCACCGCCUGGCGGAGCGGAACUGGGUCAGGCAAGAAGAUACCGAAAGGAUGUUGUAAAGGGGUAACGGAAGCUACUUAUGCUUCGUAUAUCAACGCUGCAUGCACCGAUACGGCUAAUAGCGGUACCUAUUGGCCUGAGGGCUGUUACACAAAGAUCAUGUCUAGUUUUGGUACAAUCUUAGACACGAUGGGUUACAUGAGUUUCGUCGCAGUAUUGAUUCAGAUUCUCUUGGUGAUAUUCUCCUUCUGUCUCUGCUGUAGCUAUAUGUCACCGAUAUAGUGUGAGUUACAUAAUGGACACAGGACACGUGAUGUCAUGUGACCAUGUGGCUGUAUGACGAUGUGAUCCAGUGAUGGACAUCUGAUACGACGUGCCUUUUUGGAAGUUUGACAGUAUAGUUCUUAUUCCAUAUUAAGAUGCAAAACAGUACAUGUUUUUUUUAUAAAAAAAAUGAAAUACAUAUGUGCGAAUACAGAAAAUACAUAUUCCGCAUUGGAAGUCCACGCCAUCUCUACUUUUCUCUACGUUUUCUGAAGCAAAUUAUAAACAUAGUAUAGCAUUGAUGUUGUUUAUGUAGGUAAGAAUGUUUCAUUUCUGACUGCUUUCGUUUGUUAUUAUCUUAUAAUGGAGGCAUGGUGGUCUAGUGGUAGGACACAGGAUCGCUAGUUCGAGUCCCGGGACGGGCGUUGUGUUGUAUCCUUGAACAAAGUUCUCCAUUGUGUUCCAGUCGACUCAGUUGCAUGUGUACGUGGUGGGACAGUGCAGGACAUGUAUUUUGUAAGCACCGAAAUAGCAGCUCCGGUUGUAUGCUCUCCAGGGAGUUGAGUAAGCCAUUGGCACCAGAGGGGGCCAAAACCCACGGAUAGUAAUUUGUGAACCGCUUUGAGGCGACUAUGUUGUUCUAUGAAAUAGCGGUAUAUAAGAGUAUCAUUCAGUUUGUCCUUCAGUGAAAUAAAGCAUUUAUACGUAGUAGCUGACGAUAAAAAGCAAGUCGUUAGUAUAUUAUCGUAUAGGAUAUAUAUACAGUGAAUUUUCAACUAACGUCUAUCGUACAAGCCGAUAAGAGACAGAUUAUUUGUAUUUUGUCGAAAUCCGCUUUUAUUGACAACUUCUCUGUAAUGAUUCUGUAAAAAUUCUCUGAAAUAUCUUCUAACGAAUGAUCCAAACAAUUGGAAGUUUGGUGCCAAGCAGAUGUGUCCAAUCAAUAAUACUACUGUACAUAUUGUACCGGUUCUCACUGUUAUCUAAAAUGUUAGAAAAUAAAAACUGUGAAAAAAUGCAAAAUAUAAGAUUUUAUGACGCGUAAUUGUACGAUAGGUGUUUCUGUUGUAUAUCAUACAUAUCAUGCUUAGUUAUGUACUGUACAUUAAUUUUAUUAGUUUUGGGAUACAUGUUAACAAUCUUGUUUCUGUUGUAUAUUUUAAUGCUUUUUGUGUGACAAAAUGUAAAUCUAACGUUCUUGUUUGUUCGUGAUAUAUUUAAACUUUCUUCUACUUGUGAUAUAUUACAAAGUUCUUUUCUUGGCAUAUAUUCCUAGUUUCUUGUUUUCCUGAUACAUUGUAUCUUUCUUGUUUUUGUGAUAUAUUGUAAUGUUCUUGCUUUAAUAAAAUUGUAACGUUCUCUGUU
Messenger RNA from Pecten maximus, 2328 nucleotides. Its product is annotated as tetraspanin-18-like. The transcript has 8 exons. The coding region runs from base 166 to 981 and encodes 271 amino acids. Gene Ontology annotation, cellular component: membrane. The record is from RefSeq and is a predicted model, not a curated record. NCBI's taxonomy places the organism in Eukaryota, Metazoa, Mollusca, Bivalvia, Pectinida, Pectinidae.